Aplysia californica (California sea hare) is the source of this 1122-nucleotide messenger RNA. Its product is annotated as fibropellin-1. Gene Ontology annotation, cellular component: protein-containing complex; plasma membrane. Gene Ontology annotation, molecular function: calcium ion binding. Gene Ontology annotation, biological process: heterophilic cell-cell adhesion; establishment or maintenance of epithelial cell apical/basal polarity. Lineage: Eukaryota; Metazoa; Mollusca; Gastropoda; Aplysiida; Aplysiidae. The record is from RefSeq and is a predicted model, not a curated record.
GGGAUUCUACCAGAGCGCUAGCGGCGCCAAAACCUGCGCGGAGUGCAGCUCUGACGAGACCACAGCCUCACUGGCUUCCAUAUCCGCCUCGGAAUGUGUGCCCGGCGAACCAUCUCUGUGUAAUCAGUUCAAGUGCCAGAACGGCGGCACGUGCAAAGUGGCAGGACACGACUACUUCUGCAUCUGUAGAGAGGGUAACACCGGACGUAACUGUGAGACCAACGUCAGCCCGUGCGCCUCUCAGCCGUGCUACAACCAGGGAGUGUGUAUACCUACUGGUACCACCACCUACCGCUGUAACUGUCCCGAUGCACAAAGCUACGCCUCCCGUGCGACGCCUACCCCUGUCUGAACGGAGCGCGCUGUGAACCUUACGGGAACAUCAGGAGGAGGUGUCUGUGUCAGCAGGGGUAUACAGGGGACUCGUGUGAACUGGACAUAGCUUUCGGCAACUGUGUCCAGGUGGUCAGCAACGUGUGUUCCCCUAACCCGUGCCUCAACAGCGGUGUGUGCUACAGGGACGGGGCCAGCUACAAAUGUUUCUGUACGCCAGGGUAUGAGGGUGCGAGGUGCCAGCACAACAUCGACGACUGUGAGCCCAACCCGUGCCAACAUGGCGGAGUGUGUACUGAUGUGGAACCACCCCCUUCCUCCACCAGCGGGAGGUUCACGUGUCAGUGCAACAGUGACACAUACGGAAACACCUGUCUGGACGGUGUGGACAUCUGCCAGGGCGCCAGCAACCCGUGCCUGGCUGGCCACAGCCGCUGUAUCGACCUGUACAGGGACUACUUCUGCGAGUGUGAGCAGGGCUACUACGGCAAGAACUGCACGGAGAAGGGCAACCUUCAGUGCGGCUCCUUCCCCUGCCAGCACGGAGGUACGUGUGUGGAGACCGGCACAUCCUACUUUUGUCAGUGCCCCGACGGCUACACUGGAGCCAACUGCGCUAGCAUUGUGGACAACUGUGUGGGGAACCCGUGUCUCAACACGGGCAACUGUGGCAGGACGCUGAGACUCUUGGGAAGUGACAAAAUGCCGCUUGCCCUUCAGACGUCGACCCCAGCCAAGUUUGUUUUACAUAAUGGAGCAGCACCUUCCUUCUUCCUCAGACAAUCUUGA